GCUUUUUCUUCGAAGUCUCAGCAGCGAUCCGAACGGGCGUCCAUUUUGCAUCGCCAUAUUGAAAUUGGUCGGACAUCUUUGGACGCCAUGUUUAGUCGGACAUAUUUUAUAAACAUUUUCGCGUAAAUUUCAAAUAUUUUUAAGGAAUUAUUAUCGAACUUUUUUUCACUAAAGUGUGUGACAUUGAUUGCAAUUAAAAUUGCCUGGAAAAAAUCGGUGCCUACGCAGCAGUCCAUAUUUGUCUCCAGGGGGCCGUGCAGCUUUUGUUAUAGUCUUAAAUAAAGCGAAGCUGGCCUCAAAAUGAUGAAUCAAGAGAUUAUGUGUGAAGUGGAGAUAGCGACCCACGGCGGAAUGGUAGAAAUUGAUGGGGAUGAACAAGUCGGUGUUAAGUAUGAAGAAAUAGAAACGGGACAGUAUGAAGAGUACAUAACGGACGAUCAGUAUGAAGAGGUCGAGGAGCAAGUUAUAGGGAUGCAGCAUUUAGAGGAAGAUUAUAAAAUUUCAGUGGGCAGCGAGGAGGUUAUCCUGCCCGGUAUGCCUGGAGAAGAGAUGUUGCAGCAACACACUGAGAACGCCUACGAUGCUGUGUACCCCGCCCCCCCCUCGACCAGCAGAAGGGGUCGAGGCCGAACCCGAGUUAACGCAAACACGAACAGCAUACAUCAUUUAAUGCCGAUGGGUGAAGUACCGAUGGGUCUGAUGGAAGGCAAUACGGGCAGAGCAGCGAGACGCUGGGAGCAGAAACAGGUCCAGAUCAAAACUAUGGAGGGAGAAUUCUCCGUCACCAUGUGGGCCACUGGAGAGGAUGAUGAUGAUGGGUCGAACCCGGAGCCGGACCCCGACUAUACGGAGUAUAUGACUGGGAAAAAAAAUGUAUUGGGAAAUGACACAAUGCCAGGUUUAGAUCUUUCUGAUCCGAAGCAGUUAGCCGAAUUCGCUCGUCCGGGACAUAAAAUUAGAUUGAAGAAACCUUCACCGGAGUCAUCAGAUAGAACCAUCGCGUGUCCGCAUAAGGGCUGCUCGAAGAUGUUCCGCGACAACUCAGCGAUGCGCAAGCACCUGCACACGCACGGGCCGCGGGUUCACGUCUGCGCAGAGUGCGGUAAAGCAUUCGUAGAGAGUUCGAAGUUAAAACGACAUCAACUCGUUCACACCGGAGAGAAACCUUUCCAGUGUACCUUCGAAGGCUGCGGGAAGAGGUUCUCACUUGAUUUUAACCUUAGGACCCACGUACGCAUCCACACGGGCGACCGGCCCUACGUGUGUCCCUUCGACAGCUGCAACAAGAAGUUCGCCCAGAGCACCAACCUCAAGUCGCACAUACUCACACACGCCAAAGCUAAAUCAAGAAAUUCACUGUCAAGAAACGGAGGAGGUGCGUACGAGUCGGCCAGAACGACACCACAGUUUGUACAACUCGAAGUGUCCCCUGACGACUCGAACCCACAACUAAUCUUCUACACCCACGAGUGAUGAGACCAACGUGUGCUUGCAUGUACACGUGACAUGCGGAUAUAAUAGUGAUAAAAUUAACAAUCGGUGAUGCUACGAUAGAUUUGAAUCAUAACCUUCGAGGAUUCUAAUUAAUAACUAACCUUUUAAAAUAGGAAGUGAAGUGUUUUUACAUGUACAUGUGACAUGUGAUUAAGUGAAAGUGAUAAAAGUGUUAAGUGUAGACAUUUGGUGAUAAAUGAACGUGUACAGAUUUUUUUAUAUUAGUUGUUAGCUAGAUGUUUAUUAUGAAAAUUUUCAAGUUGAAAUAACUUACGGAGUAGUUUGGUAACCGUUGUUGGUAUUUGGUUACUUUGGAAGGAUCAAGUCUGUUUUCUACGUUCAAAAAAUUAUUUUUUUUGAUUACAAAUUGUUUGUUUUAUGAGCAAAA
This is a messenger RNA of Melitaea cinxia (Glanville fritillary), 1882 nucleotides long. It is a transcript of the gene PHO, whose product is annotated as transcriptional repressor protein YY1-like. The transcript is spliced from 12 exons. Gene Ontology annotation, molecular function: RNA polymerase II cis-regulatory region sequence-specific DNA binding; DNA-binding transcription factor activity, RNA polymerase II-specific. Lineage: Eukaryota; Metazoa; Arthropoda; Insecta; Lepidoptera; Nymphalidae. Bases 301 to 1473 code for a protein of 390 amino acids. The record is from RefSeq and is a predicted model, not a curated record. Gene Ontology annotation, cellular component: transcription regulator complex; PcG protein complex. Gene Ontology annotation, biological process: regulation of transcription by RNA polymerase II.